This is a messenger RNA of Cuscuta campestris, 1373 nucleotides long. The record is from the annotation of a GenBank genome assembly. NCBI's taxonomy places the organism in Eukaryota, Viridiplantae, Streptophyta, Magnoliopsida, Solanales, Convolvulaceae.
CUUAGUUAAUUUGUGAUCCAAAGUGUAGUCCACCUUUGGACUUUAUAUAUCAUCAUCCUCAUCAACAUCUAUCUAUGAACAUUGAUCACCAAAAGAAAGCCAUGGCUUCUUUAACCAAAAUGGCAACACUACUAUCCUUCAUGCUCAUCAUAUUGUGCCACCCAACGCAGGCGGCGACCGGAGAGAAGGCGCCCUUCAAGAGAAUCUACGCGUUCGGCGACUCGUUCACCGACACGGGGAACACCCACUCGGCGACGGGGCCCAGCUCGUUCACCUACGUGUCGAACCCGCCGUACGGCCGCACGUUCUUCCACCGCCCCACGAACCGCUACUCGGACGGGCGCCUCGUCAUCGACUUCGCCGCCCAAUCCCUCUCCCUCCCUUUCUUGCCGCCGUACCUCAACCGUAAGGCCGACAGGUCUCACGGCGUCAACUUCGCCGUCGGGGGCUCCACCGCCAUAGAUCACAGCUUUUUCGUGAAGAACAACCUAACACUAAACAUAACUCCCCAAUCAAUAAAAACCCAACUCCAAUGGUUCAAUGCCUACUUGGAGAGUGUGGGGUGCAAAGACAAUAAGGCCACACCAAAGGAGUGUGGGGAGGUUUUUGAGGAGUCUUUGUUUUGGGUUGGAGAAAUUGGGGCCAAUGACUAUGCAUACACUCUUGGCUCUACUCUUUCUGGAGAUACUAUUCAACGCCUUGCUGUCUCUACUGUCACCGCCUUUAUAGAGGCAUUGCUAAACAAAGGCGCAAAAUACAUGUUGGUUCAAGGCCUACCAACCACAGGUUGCUUGACACUAGCCCUCUACUUAGCCCCCGAAAACGACCGAGACGCCAUGGGCUGCGUCGCCUCCUCCAACAACCAAAGCUACGCCCACAACGCCGUCCUCCAAUCGAACCUCAACGCCUUCCGAAAACGCUUCCCCAAGGCGGCCAUCGUCUACGCCGACUACUGGAACGCCUACAAGUCAAUCCUCACCAAUGCCAGCCGCUACGGCAUCACCCAGCCCUACAGAGCCUGUUGUGGCUCUGGGGGCGGGAAGUUGAAUUUCGAGGUUUUCUCCACGUGUGGGUCCCCCACCGCGACCUCGUGCCUGAACCCGUCCCAGUAUAUAAACUGGGACGGGGUCCACCUCACUGAGGCAAUGUAUAAGGCCGUUGCGGAUGAGCUCCUCAACGGGACCUUUUCUCGCCCUCCCUUUCGUUACUUGGUUAGGAAGAAAAUGUCUUCCGUUUGAUUAAUAAUAUUUUUUUUUCAUUUACGCGUUUGAUAGAUUCGAGAGUUUGAGUUUCAAGAUUUUAUAUAUAUUUUAUACAUUGAAAGUGUGAAAUUUAAUGUCAUGUGAACCCACUAAUAAUAAAUUUGUGUACUG